AGAGGAAACAAUAAAUAAAGAAGAUGCCUCUGUCUUGUAGACAAUCCAAUCUUUGGAAAGCUCAAAGCAGCCUUUCCCAGCAGUAGAAUGCUUCCUGAAGAGCUGGGAGAUCUCAGGUCAAAGCCUUCAAAUCAGCGUGGCAGGGAUUCGAAUCCACUGCAGUGAUGCUCAGAGAUGGGAAAGGAAACUCCUCCAGCCUCGCAGCGUGAGAGAUGCGCCGAGUGGCUGCAUCCUCCAGGGGCCCCAGGUUUGUGGUUCCUGCUGAUUUUUUCCUAGUUAGGAUCACGUAGAGAGAUUUUGGAGAUUGUGGAAAUGCUAAGAGGAAACAUGCAACGCGCUGGGAAUUCACUCUAGGAAACUUGCAUCACGAGUUCUUGGGAUCUUUCAGUCUCAGGUAGGAUCCUGGCUUCCUGCAGCACGGAGAAGCUGUGGGAUGCAGCCCUGAAGUCCACGCAGCGCAGGCAGGGACCUCCUCCCAACAAAGGUGCAGCCAUGCAGCAGGGUUUUGCAGGAGCCCAUCACCCAGAGUACCCCCCCCCAAAAAAAAAAAAAGGGGGAAAAAGCAGCAUUGCGUGGAAUUUCAGACUGGGCAGUUCCACUGUGAUAUUAACUGAGCUGUAGAGGAAGAAUGUCUGCAGUCAGCAAAUCUUGCCUCGAGGGGGAUUGCUUGCAUGCAAUAGGCAGCAACAUCAGAUUUGGGAGCAUCUAGUGUAGUGCUGAACAGUCCUUGUGUUAGCAGGAACUAACAAAAAUUUAGCCCCACAUAUAUAAUCUUUUCACUGUUUAUCUAGCAUGUUGCAAAACUGUUUUCCAGUGGCCUGCAGGAAUUUCUAGGAAAGAAAAAAAGGACGAGAGCCAGACUUCAGGUACAGGAAAUGCUUACGUAAGACCUGUUAACACGCAUCUUGCAGCCCAUCUUUAUCAUCAACAAGAUAGAGCAGAAACCCUUAUUUCCACGUGAAGAUUGCUUUUAAAUUAAUCUGGAAAUGGAUUCUUCUACGUAAAUAGCUGCACAGACUUCACUCACGAGACGAGGGUCUUCCUAUGCUGGGCAGCAGGAGGCUGUGAAAUCUGUCUCUGGUAACUGCCGCAAGUCACCCCUUGGUGAGAGGUUGCAUUCACACCUUUCCCUCUUUAAGGUGCGUUUCAUGGAAGUAGGCAAGUGGUGCUUGGAGCGGGGACUGGAAAUCGAGGCCCCCUUCUUUCCCUAGCUCUGCAGGUCAGCAAAAAGGUCUUGGUUUCUGGGCCUGACAACACCAGGGCGUCUCCACGAGUCCUCAUCUCUUAACAGAAGAAAUCCUUGGCAGAGCAAGGAAGACAACGCGGGCAGUUAAGAAAUAACUUGGAGGGGGACUUUGCAGUUCUAGAGCUCUGACAUUCAGUUUGUCAUCGUGUAGGCAGCCAGGAGGGCUUAAGGUAGGAUCUCUGCAAUUUCUGCAGCUCGAUGCAUCUGGAACCUCCUGCCAGCAUGUAGCACAUCAAGGAGCUCAGCAGAGUUGAGGAAAGGGCUGUGGAAUGACAAAAACAGGGCCAGGUUUACUAGGAGACAGAGCUCUGGAAUUACAUCUCCCACUCGUCUUGCCUUGCUUAUUUCCUCAGAGCCGCAGAGCUCUGUUACGCUGCGUGACAGACGCUGCCAUAUCAGCAUGGGCAGUUUUUACAAUGUGUGAGUGUUUAGGAGAAGUGGGAUAUCUGAAACGUAUUAUAAAAAGUCUCUGCGUGUUGUUUUACGUGCCUGACAAUUCACUCCCUGGCAAGAACAAGAAAAGUAGGAGGAUAGGAAAUAAUAGGAAAUAGCUGCAGGGUCCGUAAACAAAUAGUGCAGGGAAAUGCUUCCCUGUCUCCUGCAAAGCCAGGUUAAUAAUGGCCAAAGCCUAGAAUCAAAGGAACACCAAACCACCAAGUAUUUUGCAGUUGCUGGGGGCCAUGGAAAGAAACCACAACAGACGAGUGGAACUUACCACAAAAGUGCAAAGAGAGCAAGAUUUUCAUAAAAGCCAGCUUUAUGCUCCUUUAACCAAUUUCUGUCGUGCGUCUCAGCAUAAAUGAUACUUUUGUGCUGAGCUGCACCUCGGCCGGGUUCUUAAAGUGCAGCUUUCUCACAAGUGCUGCUGGACCUUUUUGUGUCGGAGAGGGUAGAGAGUGGGGAGGUGGUGGCCUGGCAGCGCAGAUCACUGAGCGGUGGGGCUGCAGCCCCCAGCUGGGUGAAAGAAGCCAAGGUUGUCUUCUCAUAGGUGUGCUUUGGGUGAAAUGCAUGGGCAUCCGAAAACGUGUCUUGCUUUAAAGGCCACGCAGGGCGUAAAAAUGAAGUGCUUUGGUCCCUAAAUGAAUCGCAGAGGAGGAGUCGAACAGGUUUCUGGGUUGCUCAGAUCAUGUUUUCAUCUCCUAAGAGGGGAUGCAGGAGGCCCCUUGGAGAAUUUGGUUCCCGCAUCUUUCUAAUGCGUCAUCUGGAAUGGCACAGUCAGCUCUACGGGCUGCUGAAACCUGAUUUUUAAAUACUGCACGUCUGAAGCUCAGAGGGUGCUAAAUGGGGGGGGGGGGGGUAACAGCUCGAGGCAGAGGAUCUAUCCCUCGAUCACACAUCACGGUCGCUUUCUGGGGGCUUCAGUUUUGUCUUCGGUUCAAUAUGAACCAUUCCGAUAUGGCUGCUGCAUGGAGAAACAGACAGCAACCCUUCCCUCCUUGGCAGGAGUCUCUCAGAUGUGUUGGCUGGGGUGAAGGGGAACAGCUCGAGGCAGGCUCCCGUCCCAUAAAUGAGCUGGGCCUGAAAGCGGGGCAAGUUCUGACCGAUGCAGCCGCAGCUCAGCCGCCAGAGGAGGCCAAAGCAGUGAGAGCCGGAGCUGUAUUUUUUCCAGCCUCCUGCCUUCCUGGUGGGUGUUGGUCUGGCAGGACAGGUCAGAACUGCAGGCAACGUCUGUCCUUGAAAAGUCUUUCAGAGCCAUUUGUGGCAGCAAGGGGAGCCGCAGGCCCUGGGACGAGCGGCCGUGCUAGCAGCGCUCCCGCACGGGUGUGUUUAUCCCCGCUUCUCACUGGGGAAGCAGCAGGGAGUGUGUGUAUACUCAGCUGUGUUUCUGUUCCCGCUUUCAUGUUCCUUAUCUUCCAGGAGGCUCUGAAUUCCCCUGGAGGAAGGGAGACAGUUGCUUGCCUUAAUCCCUGUGCGUGCAGAGGCAAAGCGCUCGUGUGCGUGCUGCCAGGAGCAACCCCCUGCAAUUGUUCAAGCGCAGCUGGAAGAGAUGCCCUUAGAGCAAGGGAAAACAAGCAAAGCCAUGUCAAUGCAGGUAUCUGUCUCCUCCUGGAGCAGCUGGCUCUGCACGCUGCCUGGAACAUUAUUAAGAGCAUGCUCUUUCCAUGGCAAACAGCCAGACCACAGCUCGUUGCAGAGCCUCUGGUUACUUUGGAAUCUCUGGCAAUGGCACAUGAAGACGUGGCUCCAAGAGCUGCCUCGUGCUUUCCUGGGGAGGGAGCAGUCUGUGGCUCCUGUUCUCUGACACGGGCAGAAGGACUCUGGUCUCUGUCAAGCUGUGACGGAUCCAAGGGACUAGCACCAAAAAGGCUACGAGGACAGAAGUGCCAGGAGUCAGCAAACACACAACUCUGCUCCAGGGAAGAAAAGAUGUUUGGGGAAAGUGGCUUCAGGCUGGUGAAGGAACCUCCCUUGGUGAGGAACAGCUGGGAGGGAGACAGCUGCAGGUGUCAGCAGGCAGUUUGGAGGCUCGAUCCCUCUGCAGCCACAGGUCUCCCUGGGGCUGAUGCUGUGCAAGGCCCCCACGAUGCCAGCACCGUUCAGAGGGAUCUGGUCCCAUCCCGUCUCUCCAGAGGCCUGCUGGGAUUUGGGGAUUUAUAUUGAAAACCCUGUACGCUAGUGCCAAAAGGCAAUGUCUGCGUGCAGCUGGCCUGUGCCUGAGCCCCAGCUCCCGACUUUGGGAGAGGUGAAGCCACCGUGCCCAUCGCAGCACUUGGAGCAGCACAGCACAAAGCGCAGCUCCUGUCAGCUGGGAACCUCUCGCUCUAUUUCUUGGCAUCCGUUUCUUGGCACCCCCUGCCUUUCCAAUCAGAUUUAUCGUGCUGCUGCUGUAGCCAAACUAAUGUUUAACUGGUGUUGUAACAGCUGUCAGCGAAGCCUGGUUGUCGCCACAGGCAGCUGCUCACAAGGCUGAUGCAGUGCUGGACUGGGUGCACUGGUUGCAGUGGGGUCCCGGCUGUGCCUCGUGUGCAUACCCUCAGCAGGCUACUGUGCCACCCGGAGCUCUCUGGCGCAGUCAGUGCACUUAAAUCUUCAAGGUGCGUGGGGAAACGAAUGCCCAGCUCUGUUCCGAUGCUCCUCUGCAGCUGGUUGGUGUCACCGUGAGUUCACCACAUCUCGGAUCUGAGACAGGCCACGGAGCUUCUGUUCCUACCUGGUCACGAACCCAAUGGAUUCUCUUUGAAAAAGCCCUGUGUGCACUUAAGAUGGAGGAACAGACUCAGAUCUGUGUCGCUUCACCCAGCCUGUGCUGCCACUGGCAGCUCUGGGCUGCAAUGGGAGCUGUUUGCCGUGUCGGCCAACUGCAGCACCAGCUGAGGUGUUGCUUGGUCGAAAGAACCAUGCAGCAUGGCAUCAGUACAGAUGAGAACGUCCAAACACUAGAAAUACAAAUGAGUUGGGAGGCAAGGUUACUGUUUGACUGGGGGAAGAAGGUUAACUAGAGAGAGAGAGGUCAAGUCUAAUGAGUGAUUUCAGUUACCCCCUCUAAAAAAGAAAAAAAAAAAAGGCCUGAAGUUGCAGCAAGACAAGGUUUAUUUUCAGUAUCUUAAUCAAAAGUUAGUGAUGGGGAAUGAAAAAUAAAUUAUAGGCUAGAGUCAGUUUACAUCCAGGUAACUAACAGAACCUGGGCCCAUACAUUUAACCAGGACAGGCAAUACCAAACUCUGGCAUAAUUUGAGAUGGAGGGGUACCAAAACCAAGCACAGCAGCACAAAACUCUCCAUACAGAGAUGGCAUUGCAAUUAGGUGAGUAAUUCUGAAGGCCUUUAAGUGUAAAAUAAAUAAAUAAAUAAACAAAUAACUGGGCUUGACAGAGAAACUGUUUCAGCUCCUACAGAUGUCUGCUGGAGGUUUGUUACCCCAGGCAGGUAGGCAAGAAUUACCCUGUGAAAGGCAGAGCUGAAGCAGCAUUUAAAACAAGCAGGGAUUCAGCCCCUGCAAUGUGGACUUGUGGAAAACAAAAAAUAGGGCAGGUAGCAAAGUCCAUGCUUGCACGAGCAGGAUUAAAACAGUUGGAAGAGCAAAUAAUGAAAUAUUUAAAAAUAGGGAAUGUAUUUAAGGCCAUUAAAACAGGAACUUAUUUAAGGAUUACCUGCAAAGAAGCUACAUUAAUAGCCCAUUAAGGUUACAAAGUCAAAUGAUCAAGGUAGAGAAUGCUGAUAUUAAACUUGCCAGUGCAAUAUUAAUCUCCCGUGUACGCGCGUUCUGUUGCAGUUCUGCUGACUAUCACGUAGGAAAUCUCGCAAAACAAAAGGAGAGCCCAGCCCUUUGGGGUUCCAAUUUGGCAACUCAAGCACAUCCUUCCACUUGUUUUGACACUCCCUGCAAGGGAGAGGACCGGGUAUAAACAGGCUGUAAUCAUAUAAUUAGAGAUAUGCCUACCGAACACAUUCAGCGUUCAGGAGAGGAACAAUUGCUUACCUCGUCCGACCCACUGCAGCUACAUGUUCUGUCAUCAGCCCCAUAUCUACAGAUCUCCAGCCCAUCUGGAACGGGGAGUGUUUAGGUCAGAAAUUAAUUCAGCUCCAUGUAGUUGGAUAUUUUUCAGCUCUAAAUGAAAGAUAUUUCUUGGCACACAUUCCCAAAACCCUCAUGGAGAAUCCAUGUCCUCCCGUGGAGGUUUGGCCUGAGAUCAGUGGAACAAGCGUUUCCACGUGCUGUGCGUCUUCCCCAAGCCUUUCCUUUCUGCUUGCAAUGCGCAGCACUUGAGACAAAAUGCCCAGGUACGUGUGAUGGGAUAAACAUUCCACACUGCAAUCAAAGCCCCGCGAUAUGAGCUGAUUUGCCACAACAUUUGCAGUGUCCCUCUGGGACCUGAGCACCCCAGGUGCUCGGGUGCACCCCACUUGCCCAGGCAGUCCCUCUGUAGGGCCCUACCCCGCAGCCGUGGCAGCGCAGGGUUUGCCUUCCCUUCCAGCAGGGCUCGUUGACAUUCAGCUUGCACAGGCACUGGAAAUCUCCUGCGUGUGCACCUUCUGCUGCGGCGAGGCCCCUUUGUACCUUGGCCACGGGGGCAAGGAGAGAUCUGCAGAUAGAGCUGCAAUGGUUUGCGAUUUGAAGCUGAUUUAGCGAAACAGAGCUUCCCAUUCCGGCUAUCUUUUCUUGAUUUGCCUGCUUCAUUUAGUUCACAUCAGUGCAGUCAGGCAGGAAAGGCCACGGUGCUGUCUGCUCGUGCAGCUACCGACAGCGGGGUCCGUAAGCAGUGCCCGGGCCUGAGUGGGCAGGUGAGUUAGGCUAAGCAGGACCUGACUGCAGCAAGUAUUAAACCAACGAAAAAUCUCAUAGCACCGUGCAGGAAGCACUGCUUUCCCCCUUUCUUGCUAGC
Cygnus olor (mute swan) is the source of this 6569-nucleotide messenger RNA. RefSeq lists its product as uncharacterized. The transcript has 2 exons. Lineage: Eukaryota; Metazoa; Chordata; Aves; Anseriformes; Anatidae. The coding region runs from base 2528 to 3847 and encodes 439 amino acids. The record is from RefSeq and is a predicted model, not a curated record.